Molecule: messenger RNA, 606 nt
Organism: Rotaria sp. Silwood1
Lineage: Eukaryota; Metazoa; Rotifera; Eurotatoria; Philodinida; Philodinidae
Source: the annotation of a GenBank genome assembly
AUGACUAAAUCAUUUACAAUACGUACAUAUUUGAUUUUUGCUUAUAUCAACACAAUAUUUUUGGUGUUGGCUGUUUUAUCUAUCGGUAUUCAUAUCAGUCGUACAGAAGAAAAACAUAAGAUCAAUGUUCAAUUUGAUGGAUUUAAUUCAAAUAAAUCUUCAAUAUAUCAAUAUAUUAAUAUGACCUAUCCUGAAGAAAUAAUUCACUAUCCGAUAUUUGAACAAUUUUCAAAAAUUAAAUUAUGUGAAAACUAUCAUUAUUCUAUAGAAUUUGGAAAAUUUGUUGCUAUAUUAUCAACAUUCUAUGAUACGUUAUUACCAUUUGUACUUUAUGGUCUUCCAAUAGCUCCAUUCAUAAUAAUGUGCAUCACAUCAAUAGUAAUUUUCUGUAUAAAUUUUACAAGUGAUAUCGUAAUAAUUAUGAUAUUAGAAAUUAGUCUCAUAUUAACUGGCUAUAUAAUUAUAUUUAUUCGAUGUACUAUACCAAAACUUGAUGAUAAUAUUGUAAAUUGUUGGUUAAAAGUGAAACGAUUGUAUGUCAGUGAUACUAAUGAAUCUAUUGAUGAUAAAUUUUAUAUUAAACAUGACAUAUAUAGUGAUUGUUGA